Molecule: messenger RNA, 5307 nt
Organism: Rotaria sordida
Lineage: Eukaryota; Metazoa; Rotifera; Eurotatoria; Philodinida; Philodinidae
Source: the annotation of a GenBank genome assembly
AUGAUAAGACAAAAUCCAGUUUCUACUGAAUCAAUUAAUAAUCUACUAAGUGUUUUAAAUUCAUUUAAUCUACCUGUUAGUCUUGAUACGAACGUUAAGAAAACAAUAGUAACUAUUGUAAAUACUUUAAAUUCUUAUCCUGGAUCACUUUUAUGUGCUACAACUAUUCUUUCUCAUAAUGUAUUUUCUAAACUUUUCGUAUAUUAUCGUUUACUUCUCAAAGAAGGUCGACAAUUAAUUCAUAUUUCAAACGAUACUAAUCAAUUAAAAUCUUUAUCAGAAUUAAAUACUUUUUUAUGUCAAUUAUCAAUUGGUAUUACAAAUACAAAUAUUCAUAUGUUCAAAAAUUUCUUCUUGAAAAAAUCAUUUAUUGAUGAACUUUGUGAUUGUCUUAAUGAUAUAACAAAUGGUCACAUAGAAAAUUCUUUCUUUAUGUCAAUUGUCGAUUCAAUGAUUGCAGCAUUUCAUCGACUACAUGAUAAAGAUAUUGACAAUAUAGCAUAUAAUCCUAUUCAUGAACAAUUAAUAAAUUCUAUUGUACAAUAUAUUACAUCAAUUCAUUUUAAUAAAGAUAUAGCGAGUGCAAGUAUCACUUCUGAACAACGAAUGAUACUGAAAAAUUGUUUACAUUAUAUGGCAAAUUUGAAAACAUCAUAUGGACAUCAUUGGCAAACGAUUAUAAGUCGAUCACAACUUCAAUCAUUUGUUCAAUGGUUUAAAAAAACAAGUCAAUUGUCUGUUGAUUGGUGGACACCAUAUAAAAUAACUAUUAUUGAUUAUUUUAUAACAAUAUUUUCUAUUCGAUUAAAUGAUCUAAAUAUUAAUGAGGAAGAAUUGAAUUUAUAUACGACCUUACUCAAUCAAUUUGCUUCUAUUCUUCUUCUAUCAAAAGAUUCACAAAAUUAUCAUUUAAUCGAUAUAAUAAUUAAACAUUUAUUUAUAUUUUCAAAUUAUGAAUUUUCAUCACAAUCGAAUGCAUUUCAAAUUAUUAUUCCUUUUCUUCAUGAAUUAACUUGUGAUGUUUCUCUCUGUUCAGAACAAGAUGAUAAUGCUGUAUUUUAUGCUUGUUGUUUAUUAAUAAAAUUUAAUUCAUAUGAUGAAGAUGAUAUUGAAAAUUUAGUAUUCAUUCUAAUGAAUUCUCUUUUAAAAACAUUAAAUAGAAAUCAAUCCAUACAAGUUAAUAGAAUUCUUUGUUAUUUAAAAUCAUUAUUAUUACGAUAUGAAUUUCAAACAAAGCAAGAAUUAAACAAUUCACAAUCAUUGUCUUUACUUCGACAAUGUGCUACAAACUUUGAGUCAUUUGAUGCAACAAUUCGUCAAAUAGCAAUCGAUAUUUUUUAUUCUAUUAUGGUAAUACCGAAACAAGAGACGUAUACCAGUAUUGAUUCAUUAACAAGACAAAUCAUAACUACUGAUGUUCCCAUCGAACAAGUUGUCAUUUAUGAUUGGUCAUUAGAUAAUUGGAAAAAGACAGAUGAUGUUAAAACAGUUCUUAUACCAAUUAUUCUGCAGGAUUAUGAAGAAAAAAAAUUAUCUUCAACUAAGAAGCAAAUUCAAGAAAGAAUCAUAAAACUAAAUCGACAACAUAUAGCAGAACGUAAUAGAGAAGAUGUGACUAUUGUGUGGAUGUAUGAUGAUAAGACAAUGAAAAGUAAUGAUCUACUUAGAAUUCGACGACAACUAAACUUAAUCAGAUAUCAUAUAAAAUAUUUUGACAGUAUCAAAAGUCUUAAUGCAGCUCUUAAUUUUAUUUUAUGUAGACAGUCGGAAUAUAUUGUUGUUCUUAUUGAUUUUGUUGCUCUUUAUUCUAUAAUUGAUCAACUAUUUCGUUCUCCACACUUAUUAUUAUCUGUUUAUGUAUAUAAUUCAACAAAAGAAAUUCCAAUGGUUUCAUUUGUUUCAUCCGAUAUACAAUCUUGUAUAACUUCAUUUGCCGCAGAUAUUGAAUUUACAACUAUAUACAAUGUUGAAUUUGCUUUCUAUGAAACAAAACAAACACAAUCUGCAUGUGAUUUAACUAAUUCAUCAAGUCAUUUUCUUUGGCUUUUAUUUCUAGGUGAAAUUCUUUCAACAAUUCCUGCUGGUAAUCAUUAUGAUUUUGUGUCAGCAGCUCGAUGUUGGUAUUCGAAGAAUGUUGGCGCACUUAAUGAAAUAGAUUAUUUUGAAAUGAUGUACAAUAAUCAAGCACCAGAUAUUUGGUAUAAUUCAAAAAAGUCAACUUUAAUUCAAAGAAUUCUACAAAAUGCUUUUAAACAAGGCAAUAUGGAUAUUAUUUAUGUGGCUCGUUCGAUUAUUAUUGAUUUAAUGAGAAAAAUUACAUUUUCUUAUACAUCAAAUGAACGAUGUUGUGUCUUUGUUGGUACAAUUAUAAGUAAAAAACGUAUUGCAUUUUUAUAUAAACAUCAAGAUGUUCUUUUAACACCAAUUGGUUUUCUCAUUGGACAUACAAAUCGAGAUAAAAUUAUUACACAUCUUCAAAAACAGAAACAAUCAAGUCAAAAUCUUCUUGGAAAAGUUUUAUUUGAAAUUAAUACUAUUAAUAUUCCAAUAUUAAAUCUUUCCGAUGAAAAUAUUCUCUUCAAUAUUGGUGUUGUUUUUCGAAUUUUGAAUGUGGAGUUUGAUUCAAUUCUCGAUAUCUAUCAUAUUCAUCUUGAAACGAUCACAAAUGAUGAUAUAACUGAACAGUUUAUGAAAACUUAUAUUUAUCUGAAAUCUCAAGUUGGUGAAUAUAUCAAUCGAAAUAUUCUUUUUGGUUUAUUACUUGUCGAUAUGAAUUGUAUUCGAUCGGCGAUGAAUUAUUUCCUUUAUUAUGAUUAUCAUGCUUCCGAUAAUAGAGAAAUCGAAAUUCAUAAAUUAGCAACAUUAGGUCGAAUAGCUCUACGUUGCAAUAAAUUACUUGAUGCUGAAAAAUUUCUUUUGAAUGCAUGUGAUUUACAUAAGAGAAGUCAAAUAUCCAUAGAAGAUUCUUUUAUUGGUCGUAUUCGACUUGAUCUUGUAUUAGUCUUAAUACAACAAAAUAGACAAAACGAAGCGACAGAUCUUUGUCGAGAAACUUUAUCGAUUCUAUGUGAUUCACCACAAAACUUAUCUAUAACACUACUCAAUCUAGCUCAAAGCAUAUCAAGUCUUUGUAAUAUCAAGCUCGAACUAGCAAAUACAUCAUUUACUCAAAUAAUACAAGAAUAUGAAAUAAAGAAUUAUCUUUGUCAACAUCCAGUUUUGAUUGGUGGUUGCGCGAUUGAAAUUGGAGACAAGUAUCGAGCAAAGGAUCUUAUUGAUAUGGCAUUAAAAUCUUAUUUAUUUUCUUGUUCAAUUAGUGAUCGAAAUCAACCAAUGAAUCAUCCAAUGAUACUUGCUAGUUUGCAUCGUCUUAGUGAGUUAUUGAAUCUGACAUCGGUAGCCGAAAAAUUGGAAACUAGACUUACUCUCAUGUAUCAAGAAAUUCUAAGUGAUGAUGCUAAUGAUGAAUUGAACAAAAUUAUUGCCGAUAUUGGCAGACGUUUAGCUCUGCAUUUUAUUAAAAUAAAUGAUCAUUCUCAAGCAAAUCGAUGGUUUGAGAUGUGUCUUUCUAUCUAUCGAAAACAAUGGCCUUUACAAGAGCAACUUAUUCAUCAAUGUCAAGCUUAUUGUUUCAAAAACGUAUUUGGCUCUCAAAUGCAAAUACAAGUCAAAACUCCAACAGAACACGAUUCAUUGCAAUUAAAUGAUAUUGCCCGUAGUGUGUCAUAUAUGCGUCUAAUAACUAAGCCAUUACUACGAGAGAAAGUUGAUGAAGAAAAUCAUCGAUGGGAUGAAGCAAUGGCAAAAUGGAAGCAUAAUUGUGAAGUUAACUCUGGCGUUGUGGUUCGUAAACUAAUUGUCUGGAUUGAUCCUGAUCUUCAGCAAAAGAAAGAUGAUAAUGCAACUUAUACAAGACUUUGUACAUGUGAACAUGUUGAUUUUCAUUCAUUCGAAGAUGUUGAUUCUGCAGUAUUUUAUCUUAUGCGUAAUUAUGAAUUUAAUCACGCUCAAAUUAUUUUAGCGAACACUAUAGCUGAUGAAUUUUUUGACAUGCAAGAAAUAGCACGACUUCAAACUGUAGUUUGUUUAACUAUGUGUAUUUUUAUAUAUGAUGCAGACGAACAAGAAGAAAUUGAUCGUUACAAUCAUUAUCUUACUUAUUUACCAUGUCGUCGAAAAUGUCGGUCGGAAGAACGAUAUCACUAUGAACAAUGUCUAAUUAUGUCGAAAGAUGAAUAUCUUUUACAGGAAUUUGCUCUUCAAACAGAUAUACUUGGUUCGACUAUUGCUCAUAUUAUUUGGCUAGUCGACAUCGAAGCAUUCGGUAACAUGUUUUCUGGUACAGUGGAUCAAGAGAAACAUGAUAUCAUAUUAACGGAUGAUAUUAGUGAUCAUGAUCAUAUUGAAUUCAUCGGCUAUAUUUCUGGUUAUGGCAUUUCAAUACCAAAAGUAUUACAUCAUUUACGUUUUCCCGAACCUAUUCACAUGCCAAAAGCUGAUGUUCAAAUGGCAGCGCUAGUUAUAUUCGGUCGUCGUCAUAACUUGACCGAUCAACAAAUUACUAUUCUAUGUCGAUAUUUUGGAACAGGUAAUUGUAUUCGUUCAACAACAUUCAUCAAAUAUCUUGUUCGUUUAUGGUCUCUUGAAUCACCGAUUUCAUUUUAUCGUUUGGUCAAUACUGCAUUAGCUGAAUGUUCCUUGAAUAAUAUACAUUGUUUACGUUAUAUUAUCUAUGACUAUUUUGAAAUGUUCUAUACAAAAUUACUUCCAUACUUUUCAGGUAUUCUUUAUCGAGGCAUAUCAAUGUCAGAAGAAAAUAUUGCCAUACUUAUCUCGUUGGAAGGACAAAAGAUUUAUUUUGUCUGUUUUACAGCGACAUCAAAAAAUCGUGCACGUGCUCAAGUUGGUGGCAAUGUCUUAUUCGAAAUACAAACACUUUCAACUGAAGGUCAAGAAGCACAAAAAUUACAUUCCAAUGCUGAUAUAUCAAUUGUUUCACAAUUUCCUGAAGAAGAAGAAGUUCUCUAUGCUCCACUUGCAACAUUUCGUCUUAUUAGUAUAGUACGUGAUGAUAAUGAAUAUGAUAUGGAACAUUAUACAGUCAAAUUACAAGAACUUGGAGGUAGUUCAUUUCUGUCUAUAUUACAUUUAGACAAGAUCAAACGAAUGCCAAACGCGUCACCAUUCCUAAUCGGUACUGACCAUUGGCAAAUUCCCGUUAGUGAAGGUAAACGUUUGUUUUCACUAUUUCUAGACAUUUAUUCACCAGAUUUUUUCUACCUUAAUAUUUUAAAAUCAGAUCGAUAA